Messenger RNA from Anopheles darlingi, 6153 nucleotides. RefSeq lists its product as uncharacterized. The transcript has 3 exons. Lineage: Eukaryota; Metazoa; Arthropoda; Insecta; Diptera; Culicidae. Bases 1336 to 3723 code for a protein of 795 amino acids. The record is from RefSeq and is a predicted model, not a curated record.
CCGUAGCUCGGGAAAACUCACCGUGGUUCGUGGAAAGCGGGCCCCCCAAAACUGCACCCCAAAAACGCGGUGCGCCUCCAUUCCUCCAUUUAGAUUGAGAUUUUCCCAAGAAAAGCGUACUGGUAUCGGUACUUGAACAGGGCACACGGGGUUUAAAGCUCUGGAGUCGAUUUUGGAGGGGCGUUUGUUUCACCUACGGCCACAUACACACUGUACGUCGUCCUGCUGAUCGUCUGUUAUUGCCAGUGGUGGUGGUGAUCGGGGUCGUUUCUUUGGAACACUCACGCGCAAAUUUCAACUGAACGUGGCAGUAGGAGGUUGUGUUUUUGUUGAUGUUAUGUGUUUUUGUGGUGAUAUUAUGUGGAGCAACUAGUGUCACAAUAACUGUGUUACAUGCAUCUACCACUUUCCAAAGCAACAUCCACUCAUAAGUGAAUUGUUGAAGUGCAUUGUGUUGGUUUUUAAUAUCUCGAUAUUCUCGAGUGUGGAAAUGUGUUUGAAACCGCGUUAGCUAACGUGGUAUAGAAAAAGUCGAUCUCAAAGCGAUUAUUGCUGUGCUAGUUUGUGGUGAUGGUUAUGCAAAAGCAUAUCUAAUAUAUCAUACUCGUGUGCCAUAGCUGGCAAUCAUCUUCUGUGGUAUUUAUGGUGUAUACUAGGCUAGAAUCUCAAUGCAGUACGUGCGGUGAUAUGAAUGCAAAAUCAUGCUGUGUGAGCGAGUGAGUGCGUUGUGAUGGUUCUGUGAUCUGCUGCUGUGCUGCUGAAUCGGCAAUGUUGUGUUACUUUCUGCAAGCCAGAAGCAGAGGAUGAGCCAGUAUUUACGAGUUAAUAACGGUCGUGUUUCACUGAAUGGCGACACAGUGUUCUUGAGCAACGAGAAACGAGCGUGCAAUUAAAACGCCGUACAUGCCUGCUGCAGGUUGACGCAGGUGGUUGGUUGGUGGUUGUUGCGUGAAGAAAUCGAUCCAGCAUCGGGUGGAUCGUGUGGCGUGUGGAUUUAUUUGAACCGGCCUAACCAAACGAAAACCAUCUGUUCAUACAUACCCCGAACGAGAUCUCCUAUCAGCCUCUCGCUCGCUCUCCGUCAACCGAAUGAAGCGAACCCUCAGAAUUUCCGACACUGCGACAAAAAAAAACCGAAUCCAUCGUGUGCUAAUGAUCUAAUGACCGUAACCACCGACCAUCCCCUUACUUCCGAGGAAGUGACUAAAACUUGGAUGUAGAACUGAUUACCCAAUAAAGACGCUAGACGAGUCUAGAAGGGGAUGAGUCGUCGGCCGAGUAUCAACCGAUCGCCUGCGUGGUGAUAAGCCUGCCGAACGGUUCUCCCGUUGGGCAAUGGCCAACAGGUGGCCACGACCAUCAUCAUCAUCAUCAUCAUCAACAGCAUCAUCAUCAACCGUGGUGGGGGACAACUCAUCAAUUGCACCGAUCAGUGGCGCAGCACAACCAUCGACCACCUCGCGCCUCUCGACACGAACUGCCGACGGCGACAGAAACGGCGACGUGCAAGGGGGUGGUCUGGUGUGCGGUUUGAUAGGAAAGUUCGAAUGCACCCAACCCCCCACCACCACCACCACCACCCAUGCUGACGUCAAAGUAACAGUCAACAGUGGGCGCGAUAGUGGUAACGACAUUCGUCGUCGUCUUAUCACCACCGACGGCGAGGACGACGACGACGACGACGACGACGGAACCCGCCUUUCUAGUCCCCUCGCUGGUGGUGCACCGACCGCUGUUCAGUGUAUCCGAGCGGGGGCAGUGCUCGCGGAAGACGACGUAUGUUACGAAUGUUCCGAUAAGAUGGCCACAACAGUGAAAGAUGGUGGCAGUGCGGGAAGUGCUGCUGUUGCUGUUACCACCAACGAAUGCUCCCGUAGCUCCCGUAACCUCAAGACGGACCCGGGACACCCACUUGUGGUGGUACCUCCGAGCUUACACAGAUUUACCAAACGUCAACGAAAAACCGUUGUCUACAGUAGGCUUUGUUUGGAUGGAGGAAGCGGAAUGUUUGACCACCAGCACCACCACCACCACCACCACCACCAGAGUCCACCGGCGGAAGUUCUAGACCCGGACACCGACCACCACCAACGGAUCGGUCGGUGGCGAUCCGAACAGUGUGUAGCGGAGGCUGGAGGAUGGCCCGGUCGGCAGGCGGAAGUGAUUCGAUUUCCUUGCGUCGAGCGACUGAUCGAGCUGUACGCAAAUAUCAUCCGCGAGAAGGAGGCUGAAAUGCAAAGAUUUAUGAGCAGUAUUGUGAGGGAGGGCGAUAAAAGUCGAUUAGAUAAGAGCGUACUGUCGUCUUCGACUUCGUCGCUGCCACCGACGUCGACAACAACGAUGACAACGGGGACGACGACGACAACGGCGACGGUACUAAGCGGACGGUUACUCGGUGGCGACGGUGACAUACGCACGACAGCACCGGAGGCACCUGCGUCAGUAUCGUCGGAACCGUCGUCUUACGCGGCACCGUCUAUCAUCGACCUCACUCCGACACCAACAGUGGAACAUUCGAGCGGCAGCGUCGUUGAAACCCGUGAGGACAACCCGGAAAGUCCGGCCUCGGAUGAGGGUUGGCGUAGUAUACAGCAGAGUCCGUACGGUUCCAGUGACGAAGAGGCCGAACGUCCGUUGGUAGAGUGUACCGUCGGAGUGAUACAUCAGCAGCAGCAGCAGCACCACCACAACCAGGAAGAGGAGCAGGAAGACAACAUGAAGCACCGGGAGAAGGUGACCCGUUCGGCGAGCUCCGACUCAGCCCUCGGUCUCGAUGAGGAUCUCAGCCAACAGGAACAGCAACACAUGAUGGCCAACGUGGGGAAGGCGCGCCGUCUGACGCUCGGUGUAUCGGAUAUUCCACUCCGUUCGGCACUACUCCCAGUGCCAGAACCAUCGAUGCUACCGACCACGACCACCGACAGUCUGGCUUCACUGAGCGGCACCACGGACCAGCUACCAACCGUCGUCCGAAGCAAAAUGAUACUCGAGGCGCAACUCAUCGAACUACCGGUGGAUUCCGUGGAUCAACAGCAUCAUCAACACCAGCAGCAACAGCAUCAACAACUCGGCUGUCCACCCAGUACGUCUGCCUCACGCCGUGAAUCCGCUCAAAGCUACAUCAGCGACACAGGUGAGGGCGUCCGGUACGUCCGGACACCGUCGGUCGUUGUGUCGGAUUACUCCGAUGAUACGAUGUGCGGCAUUACGCUGGAGGAGAUCGAGUACUUCCGGCGACAUCGGUUACGCCGUGGAUCGGCCGACUGUGAGUCGGACAUCAGUGCGGCUUCGUCCUGCAGCAAUCUGAACUACUGCGGCUCAUCGAUCAGUGCACUGGAUGGUUGCGAGUAUCAGUGCGGAUUGCGGACGCCCGAGCGCAAGGUGUCGGACUGUUCGACCUGUUCCACCGUUAGCUGUGAUGAGGACGAAGGUUACUCCGUCGUCCGGGCGAAACUCGCCAACCUUAGCCCAUCGGCGGCUCCGGCAUCAUCCUCAUCGUCGUCAACGAACAAGGGUUCGUCGGUGGCGCCCGCGGCUGGUGGUACUGGACCACAGUCACAGGAGACGGAUGUCCGGAUUUGCAGCAAACAGCAAAAGGUGAGUUCGUCUCCGCAUCGUGCGUUGAAGUCUUUUGUUCACGCGCAGCAGCAGCAGCAGCUGCGGCUGCUGUUGCUGACUCAUCAAGCUGCUUUCAGUGCUCUCGGCCGGUGUAAGUACACAUGAAUAAUGAACGCUUCACACAACAGUCUUCACACGAGCGCGGUUGGGAGGGUGGUAAUCAAGAAUCGUAACCUUGACAUGCCAGACCGGUCCCCAAAAACAAAGCAUCGCUUUAUGCUAAAUCGCGCGUUUCGUCAAACAUAUAACCCCACCGUGGUGGGUGUGAGCAGGGGCGUCGUGCCGAUGCUGGCUUACCAGAAUGCGAGCGAGCACGAAACGCGUACGCGAGAUCGUAACGAAGCGUUCCUGGCCCGCCCGUGGCCCCGGGGGUUGCUGGCUGCCAGUCGGGAACGAGAGAAACAUUUAUCAUACAUAGCGCGCCAGUGACGUUUAUUUGCUUGUUUGGCGGGAAAUGAAAAACAAUGGAGUCCGUUUGUGACCUGGGCACGCCAAACAAAAAAAAAAAAAAAGGAACCGGGAUCCUGUUAGAGUCAGCGAACGAAACGUGAUCCCGUUUGGUGGUAAAGCAAAACAGUCGCGAAACAAGUUCGCUCCCGGCGAGAGGCGAGUGCGCUUCGUAUGAUACUCCGGUCCAGUUAAAAUGAUAAAUCGAUCUCAUCCGCAAAUCCGGAGCCGCACUGAGUGGGAAAAUAGGGGAGAGUGGCGGUUUCAGUCAACAGAACCGUGUAACGCUAAUCAAGCGCUCGAUUAAGACAAAGUUGACGAGAUUUUGGGCAGCGCGUAAAGCAAACAUCGAUCGAAUCGAUACGGGUUUUUGGAGGGUUACACACGGGGUCAAGUGAUUUAUGAAAUCUAACCACCAGCACGCGGCAGGGAGCAGUGCCGUGAUCAGCUCAUAAUUUCACAUACCAACAGCCCUCGGCUGCGGGCCUCGAGACCCGCGAGACUUCUGCUCUCUAAUUUGGCUCGAAAUUUGGCUCGGUGUCACUUUCUUCACCAGCCCUGGUCCUGCGGGAUCAUUUGGCUGGAGGCUGGUAAGCCCCGGAUUGACCGGACUGGCGGCCGUGUAAUCGUACUGCACUAUUAAUCUUCCUCUCGAGUGCUAAUGAGAUUGAUCGAUUCGAUAACCGCACUCUCGGUGGAAUUCGCUGUUGUUCGCGCUCUUGAAUUAAUGGCGGUGACCUCGUAUCGUGAGCACAUUGCUUCGCACUCGAAGCCGUUCUGUCGUUUAUCUAAUCUUUAGUUAAUCUAACGCUAUACACUGGAGUUGUUAUUCACGGAACGGUAUCAUUCCUUUUAGUUAAAUUAAUCUUAAGAGACUUCUUUUUUAUCGACUAUCUGUUCUUAAAAUCAACAACUGAACACACAAAUUGUUCCCCAACACGAAGAGCGAGAUCAAGAAAGAGAAGAGCGAGAUGAGUGAGUCGAUUCUAGGGAGAAACCCGUGUCUUUGGCAGAGCAAAGAGAACGCUCCCUGUCGGCGUGCGCAAAGAGCGCCAAGCCAGGGGCUGCAUUUCGGGAGAGACCGAUCGAGUCGCCCCAAACACCGGUCGUCGGAGCAAGAGUGGGAAUGCGGUUUGGCGUCCAUCGCGCCGCUGGAUGCUGCGCCAACAGCGAAACCACCACGCAUAGUAACCCGAGCUGUCGCGACGGUUUGACGUGUGUCGAUUUGCGGUGACGUGACGUGCGUUGGUUUGCGGGAACGGGCCGCGGCUUCGAUUACCAUUCGAGCUUCGAAAAGUGGUAAACAACACGUAAAGUGCCAUUGCGAGUCUCUGCAUUGUGCUGGAAACGUGUCCAAAGGAUCUUUGGAAUUCCCGAAAAAUCGGAUUCGUUUCGUGCUGCUGCGAUUCGAUCUCGCGUGUUAAGUGUCCUUGGUGUGGAUCGUUGAAGUGUCGCGAAAAGAAAAACAAUGAAAUCGUCAAGGAACGCAGUGACUGCACCAGCACCAUCACCACCAGCAGCCGCGUGACGUAAUGGUGGACAAAUUGAAACAGAUUUAGUGAUUAGCUGAGGGAGAGCGUAAAGAAACGGUCGAACACCCGGCCCGAUCCGGCCCCAGCCCCGGCUUUCGCCACUUCGAGACUCCCGCAGCAAGAGUUCCUUCGUUUCCCUUCAUGGCUUUCAGCAGCGCCAUGGCCUGUCUGUCAGCCAGCCAGCCAGCCAGCCUCCCUGGCUGGUCUGCGCUGGAAAGAUUAUGUGUGUGCGUCCUCGGUUGCCAUUGCAUCGGCCACCACGACAACCGGGACGCGGCGCAACCACACGUGUGUGUUGGGCUGCAACCAGCACAACACGGGAGAAGGGCCUGCUGCUGCUGGUGGUGCGUGCGGUGCGUGCGGUGCAUGCGUCGUGCCCCUUGGUCGAACCUGUCGAUCGUGUGUGAUCGUAAUAAUCAAUUUACAUUUAUGAAAUAUAUCAACCAGUUUUCUUUCUUUCUUCUGCCACUCUUCGGAGCUGCGCUCCUGGAACCCUUCCCUGAUUGAUUUCACUCUUGCAACGCACAACGGUGUGUGUGUGUGUGUGUGUGUGUGU